AUGCUAUCCAGCCUUCCAUAGAGAACCCUGAAUGCCAUCUCCGCAUGUACGAGUACUGGGACUACAGUAGACGCACAGCAGAGUUAUCCAUUGUAUGCAUGCACAGUUAUUUUCAGCCCAACCUAACCAACUCCUUACAAACUCCUCCGAAACCGUCCAAACACCGCUGCAGGAACACCGGAAAGCCCGCCUGAACCGCCCUGAUCCGCCUUGAUCCAGGGCAAGUCAAGUAACAUUACACCCUGUUUCCGACGGGUCUUGGUCCCUUGGCCCUUACAGCCCUUACAGCCCUCUACUAACAAACAACACUGACCCUUACCAGAGUCCCCAUACAAUUGGCCACUGCGCCUUUGCGAGCACAGUCCUUUCAACUCUACUACAAGUGCCACAGCAUCGUUCCGCAGUUCCGCAGUUCCGCCGCAUCCGCCUCAAACCACUGUGGACAUCUGGAUUGUUACGGCCCCUCUUCUCCACCUUGGCGCCUCCUGUACCGCGCGCGGUUGUUGGCAGCUGCCCUGUUGUUGUCCCCAGCUCACAGACCCCAGUGGAGAUGAGGAUGCACGACGCGCCGCCCAGCAAAAAGUAAGACCGGCUAUUCUGCCCACUCCAUACAAAGCGCACAACACACAUAACACGCACAACACCUCGACCUUGCCAAGCAAUGGGGCGUUGUUCCUCCCUUUCUUCAGCCUCUGUCUGCCGCUCAUCCAGCUCCAGCCAACGAGGAGAGGCUAGGCGCAUUUCGGAAACACGGUGGUGAGGUUGGAGAGGUAGGGCGUGCGCUCCACUCUGUCUCUCUCUCUCUCUCUCUUAGUUACUGUACUUCAUAUAUAUCUUCGUCGAACUCGUCGUUUCUUCGCUCUUUCUGCGUCUUGCGUCUUUGCGUGCCUCUUAUUUUGUGUUCUCUAGUAGUCCCUUUUCCCUUUCACGCUCCUUGUUCCGCCUCGGUCUUGCGUUUCCCCCCUCUUUUUUUCUCCGAACCCCCCGCCAUGGCGCGACGCGCUGCCAUUGCGGCCGUCCUGGCAUCGGCGGCCUCUCUCGUGGCGGCUGCUUCAGUCGGCACAGAGCCAUGUGCUAUUGUUAGGAACCUCUACCUUCGCGGCGAUGCUAUCCCAGCAGCAACCGGAUUGGCAUGUCUAUCCUCCGUCCCCUUCGAUGCAGAUGUCGGCGUAGCGACUGUCCAGAACUUCCAGAAGCUCAGCGAGUUCCACUCAACCCUCGGCGAUAUCAAGAACCCCGGGAAGGGCUACGCAAAUGCGCCCGUCGAUAUCAUAGGCUUGCUCGACCAGUUGAUCGUCGAUAUCAAGGCGGGAAAGUAUACGAACCAAUACCAGUUUGAGGAGCAGAUGGCCCUCAUCACGGGCCUGUCUUUUGAUGGUCACUACACCUUCCUGGGCAACACAUUUUACAGCUCCUUGGAUUGGUACCGGGGUGGUACUGUCAAUGGCGCGUACGAGGGCUCGUUGAUCUCUGUUUCCGCUGAUGGGAAGUCAUUGCCGCAGGUUUACUUUGCCACCGACCUCACCAACCCAGAUGCGUCUCCAAUUGUGUCCAUCGAUGGACAGACUGUUGUAGACUACCUCACAAAGGAAUCCAAACAUCAGCUCUUCCACGACGCAGAUGCCCGCUGGAACGUUCUCUUUGCGCGCCAACAGUCUGACUCAGUUGGAUCCUUCGUCAUGCCCUGGUUCUACCCUGGGUCUAACUUCACUGCUACUAUGGCCAAUGGCAAAGCCAAGACCAUCCAGUGCUACGCCGCUAUCCCAAAGGCUCUCAAGGAGGAAUGGUCCCAGGUCAUUGACGGAAAGAGCUUCUACAGUACCUUCGUUGCCCCCAAGACCGCCUCCACUUCUUCAACUUCUUCAACUUCCUCGACAUCCUCGAGGUCCCUCAAGAAGAGAUAUGUCGAGAAGCGUCUCGUCCCGCCAAACUACCCCCAACCCGUCAUCCAGCACGCAGAGAAGGAGGUCGAGCUCGGCGCCUUCUUCCUCGGCGGCUUUGGCCUCAACCAAGUCGCCGUGCUCAGCAUGAACACCUUCGACCCCGUCGCCUCCGGCGACUCCGUCGAGUUCCAAGCCCUGAUCCAGAAAUUCCUCAAAUACGCCAAAUCUAAAGGCCGCACCAAGAUGGUCAUCGACGUCUCCUCCAACGGCGGCGGCUCCCUCUUCCUCGGCUACGACACCUUUAAGCAAUUCUUCCCCUCCAAAGAACCCGACAUCGGCGCACGCAUGCGCUACUCCACGGCCCUGGACAUAAUCGGCACAGCCUUCGGCACCAUCACCCUCAACGACGCAGCCACCGGCUCCUUCGACAACAACGGCCUCACCCCCGCCGACAUGUACCUCUCCCCCAUUCACUACACCAACUCCGUCGAUGCCGACGAGCUCGCCUUCGCCUCCUGGGCCGAUAUGAAGGGCCCCGUCGUCAUCAACAGCGCUCCUUACACCCAAAUCAUGCGCUACAACUUCUCCAACCCCUACCUCUACCAAGGCGACACUAUCGAGUCCGUCAGCGGCUACGGCCCGCUCGCCGACGUCCCCGCGCAGCCUUACGCCGCGGAAGAUAUCAUCCUCCUCCACGACGGCUACUGCGCCUCCACCUGCGCCGUAUUCAGCGACCUCAUGCGCCGCCUCGGCGGUGUCCGCUCCGUCGUCCUCGGCGGCCGUCCAGCAUUCGGGCCUAUGCAGGCUGUGGGUGGGACGAAGGGCGUCCUCGUGGAACCCUUCGCCGCCAUCGAAUCCUCCGUUGCUGCCACCCUCGCUGAUUUCGGCACCACAGAGCAGAAGAAGAAAUGGCUUCCCUACCUCCCCGGAAAAUUCCCCAUCGCCAUGUCCCAACCCCCCACCGUCAACUUCCGCAGCGGCUACCACCCCGGCAGCGACACACCAAUGCAGUUCCUCAACGAAUCCGCGAACUGCCGCAUGUUCUAUACCCCCGCCAUGCUGGCGAACGUGACGAAUGUCUGGGAGACGGUCGCGCAGCUCGCGUGGGGCAUUGGGGGCGGGUCGGGGCAGGCUUGUGUGCAGGGGAGUUAUUCGGAUGGGGAACCUAUUGGGGAGACGAAGUCGGUGGGGAAGAAGGUCUCGAGUCCUGAUGCGGUGGUGGGCGCGGAUGGGAAGGAGGGGGGGGAUACGAGUGAGGAGUUGGGGCUGGCGGCUGCGGGGAGUGGGAAGGGCGAUACAGCUGCGACGGGGGCGAAGGAGGGCGCUGGGGUGGCGAGGGCGGUGGUGAGCUGGGGGGUUUUGGGGGGGUUGGCGCUGGUAAGUGGGUUGGUGUUGCAGAUUUAGGGUUGGGGUUUUUGGGUGGGUUUGUUUAAAAUGUGUUGAGCGUGGCGUUUUGGGUUGCAUUGGGUGGGAUUAUAUUAUAUCAAUUUGUGCUAUAUGGGACAAGAGGAAAUACUUGUAUGUAGCUAGCAUUAUGGCUGUAUGUGGGACGGGAUGUCUGGGAUAGACUGGGGAUAAUGGGGAGAUCUA
Molecule: messenger RNA, 3473 nt
Organism: Pseudogymnoascus verrucosus
Lineage: Eukaryota; Fungi; Ascomycota; Leotiomycetes; Thelebolales; Thelebolaceae
Exons: 2
Coding region: 990-3287 (765 amino acids)
Source: RefSeq, a predicted model, not a curated record